UGAUGCAGGUGUAAACAGUGGUGCACUAUCUGGCCGCCCGGACGUGUCAAGGGAAGUGUCCGUGAACCCCAUGCCUCACGCAGCAGCAGGUGUUUAAACAGCUGGUUGGGUGUUGGGGAUUAUCCCAUGGCUUUUCAUUAACUUGUAGAUUGAGUUUCGUCCAAGGGAAUGUAUGGUAUUUGUCUUGAGACAGGAGUUGUAACUAGCAAGAUGAAGGCAUGAUUACACAAAGUAUGACAGGUGGAUUUGAAAAUUUUGACUGCAUAUUUAGUAUACUAUAAAAUUUAUAUCCUUAUAGAAUUGUUUUUAACAAGUACUGUACACGAUGCAUUCUUCUUCAUUUCCACACAUCGAAGUGACAAGGAAGUCAAAAUUUAAAUUCACAUCUGAUCGGAUGAGUGGACUAAGUCUUGAAGAAUAUGACUUACUUGGAGAUUCAAAGUACCGUGCUUAUGUGGCAUCGGUUGAUAAGACAUUGCGUAACUUUGAAAAUACUAGUGAAUGGGCAGAUCUUAUAUCAACACUGGGAAAACUUAAUAAGGUGUUACUCUCCCACAUGAAAUAUCCUGUAGUUCCACGACGUAUAACCAUCAGCAAGCGAUUAGCACAGUGUAUGCAUCCUGCUUUGCCAUCAGGAGUUCACUUGAAAGCCCUUGAAACUUAUGAUAUUAUCUUCAAAUGUAUGGGUACAAAUCGCCUCUCACAAGAACUAUUUAUAUACAGUGCAGGUUUAUUUCCUCUCUUCAGUAGUGCUGCGAUGAAUGUAAGGUCAGCACUUUUGACAGUGUAUGAGACUCGCUUUGUCCCUUUAGGCCCCAGGUUGAGACCAGGAUUAAACGGUUUCUUAUCAGGCAUUCUUGCUGGACUGGAGGAAGGCUCAGAUCAUCUUGAGAGGACAUCUCAGCUGCUUUCAAGAGUUGCUGAGGGUGUAGGUCAAGCAGAGUUCUUUGGCUGCCUUUGGGACUGUGUGUGGGGCAAUUCCGGGGUUCGUCUUCCUGCCAUCUCUCACAUCAUGGCAUGUUACAACAAAAAGCUUUCAACAGAAGAUCAACUUUACAUCCUUGGCACCAAUAUUGAUAUCACUGUGUCAGCACUCUGUCAGGCCAUGGAGGAUUCGAGUGUUAUGGUGCAGCGUGCAGCACUUGAUCUUACCCUGGCUGCGCUUCCCAUGCACAACACUCAGCUAUUACAACCUGAUUUAGUCAGAAUUGUUACAUCAGCUAUAUUAGUGCUGCUAAGAAGAGAUAUGUCUUUAAACAGGCGAUUGUACGCAUGGCUACUGGGCUCUGAAAUCAAUCUUUCCCUCCUGUCAUCAGAACACCCUGUUGUAAAGCGCCUCAACAGUGCCAUGAGUGAUACAAAUACUGAAGAUGGGGCUGAGAUCAAUGCCUAUUUUGAAACUUUUUCCAGGCCUUUGCUAGUAGAAGGCAUUAUUGCAUGCUUGAGAGCCAGUCAAGGAACAAACCCACCAGAUCUGCGGCCUUACAGGCUUAUUGUUUCACUGUUAGAUAAACCAGAGAUUGGUCCAUAUAUUUUGGAUAAUAUAUUCUUGGAUUUGUUAAGGUGCUUAUACCACACAUGUCAAGUCUUACAAAUUUCAAAUGAGAUGCCAGCAGAGUCUAGCAGUAGACGUCAAAGCACCAUAGACAAGCAAAAUUCUACACUGCCAUUAACUCAAGAUGGCGCUAAAGUUCCCUAUGAGGGUAACCGAGGGUUUCAUGAAAUUACAAAAACAGCUACCUUACUCUUCAGUGCUUUGCAACCUUCUUAUCCAUGGAUGCAUCUCACAGGCCUUCUUAGUCAAGCCUGUCUACUUAAAGCAACAUCUGGAAAUAAAAUGGAAGAGGAAAAGAGACAUAAUGAUAUUGAUUAUUUUUCAUUUGUGAAAGCAGUGGGAAAUGUGCAAACGAGUGUAUGUGAAGUGUGUACUCUGCUGCAGCAUUUGCUAACUUCACUUCCUUUAGAUACCCAGCAGCAGACUCAAGCCUCUAGAUUACCAGAGGUACUCUCCUCGGUAACUUCUCUCCUUACUGAACAUCUCACAGUUCUGAAUGCCCAUGAACUUUCAGUGGGACUUUCCCUUUGUCAGUCUAUUUUGCACAAACUUAUUCCUUCGGUCACUCUCCCUCCAGUAUCUAACCUUUCUCGGCCAGAAUCACGAGCUAGCAUUGGUACUUUUGCCUCCUUGCAACUGCAUGGUCUCUCACAAGUGACAACAGUCACACGAUCCCUGGUUGUCCCAGAAGCUGCUGCUCGAGAGAGUCCUCCUACUGAAAGUGGCAUUGUUCAGAUUGGCAUUGAAGCAAAUGAACUAGAUGUGAGUCAGAGUGAAGAAAACCAAAAUUUGGGACACAGUUCAGGUACUUCUGUAACAAGGGAUAGUAGUAGUAGUAGUAAUAUAAAUGAGAACUUAACUGAUGUGGAGGCAGAAACCUCAUUUAUAUCUAAUUGUUCUAAAUUGUUAGCAAAUGACAUUAAAAAAUCUGAGAUGGAAAUUGAAAGUGAUACUGGAAAGAGUAAAGAACCUGGUAUUGAUGAAAAUGACUUUAUGAAUGAUGAUAUAUUUAGCAUGAAUCCUAAUGAUCCUGUUGACUUGUUUGAGAUAAAUGAAAUGCAAAAUAUUGAUAGAACAGAGAGUAAAUUUCUUGAGGAUUAUAAAGUGCUAAUUGGCAGAGAGGAGGACAUGGGAGGGGUAGCUGCACACCAGGAACUUUCUAGGAUACAAGUAUCCCAAGAGGCAAGUGAAGAUGAAUAUGAGAGUGCUCCACAAAGCCCUAACCAUCAUGCUUCCUCUCCUAUACAUAACUAUGUGAAAGAUUUUGAAAAAUUCUUUCUUGAAUUCAUUCAGAAAAAAAUAAUAUCCAAUAAGUCAUCUAUUGUGGACUUUCAAAAUGUGUUGUAUAGGUCUGAUAUGUUUGGUAUAGACAGCUUGUCUGAAUUGAAGUAUUUACUGAAAGAAUGUUUACAAUGUUGUGAAGCUGAAUGUGGCUCAAAGGAAUCUCCAGUGGUAGGAAAACAACGAUCAUUACUGUUACCUUCACAGAAAAUUUGUUCAACAUUGUCACGGUCAACCUCGCCUGUUAAUUCAAAUAGCAAGAAUGAAAAUAUUGAUUUUUCAUCUUUUCUUCAGUUAGACCCAAAAUCAAAUGAGCAGCUAAGAGUUUUUAAGGUGUCUUGUAAUAUUCUUGUUGACCUUUCAUCACUUCCUACAACCCCAGGAUUGGCACUCACCCGGCCAAGUGCCAACAUUCCGCAGUGGCUUGUUGGGCUCUUAGCAUGCGUUGUUUGUGGAAACCAGGUCUCUCCAGAAUUUACUUUAACUUCUGUAUCUACCCUGUUGGAGCUUGUAAUGUUGGCUCAAUCAGAGCUCUCCGUGUGGCAAAAUGAAUCGGCACUAGGAGGAGAUGGAGACGCUGGAGUGGUGACAGUCAACAUUACGCCGUUACUUCUUCCAACACACACACACAUUCUGUUGUACCAUACGCUGGUGUAUCAGCACACGGCACGACAACUGUGGAGUUACCUGAGACCCAAUACGAGUCAUUUCCAUGUAACCAGUACAGAAUUGCUAAUUCAGUUGCAUAAUUUGACACUACCUCAUGGCUCCAGUGCAACUCUAACAUCUGCUCCGCCACAGUCAUCAAUUUCCAUUGUUGAGAGGCAAAUUCUUCUUGCUUUGACUUGUCCAGUUCAGAUUUCUUCUGCCAGGGAAAAGAUUGGGGUUGUAUGGAGUCAUGAAGGCAUUAGGGCAGAAUACAACAGCAAAUCCAUGCAGCAGUGGAUGACCUUGUGGCAGGUGUCUCGUACUCUUUCGUCUGGCUUCUCAGGAAAACGUCCGGGGUUUGAUAGAUGUUUGUUUUUAAUGGUUGAACGUUUACGUGGGGACAGUGGCAUUGAACGUAGCCUUGCCCAUGCUUGGCUUGCCACGGCUUUGCAACGUAGUGACACUGCUCGAUUAAUUGAUCCAAUUCUAGUUCUGCUGCUUCAUCCUCACACUCGUAGAGUUAGUGUGCAACAUGUUAAUAUUGAGAAAUUACCACCUACACAACAAUGCCAGGGAAACAAAUGUAUCAUAGAAGAAUCCCAGAUAUAUGCUAUUAGUUCUGAAGGUGGAGAGGUCAUGUAUCACGUGAGCAAAGAAGGAAGACAACCUCAGACUAGAGGAAAGCCAAUAUCUACACCAGCUAAGCACAUAUUAGCCUUCACAUCUAUAUCCAAAGAUAGCAAGAGAGUAGUUACUCACCAUGCUGAUUUUACUGAGUUUGAAUUGCCAUCUAGUCAUGAGCAGCCACAGUUGCAGUCAUCUAUUUCUCUUAUGGUAAACCCUUUCAUGCAGCAUCCAUGGAUAGAUAUGGAAGAUCUUGCCAAAAUGAAUAAACCACUAAAUCUUUCUAAUGCAGUCCGGAUACAAAAUGGAAAUUAUCAGAAAUCACCUACAACUAAUUUUCAAGAUGACUUAAACAGUGAUGCUUCACCAGCUAGAUUUCAUGAUGAUGAUGAUACUGAAGAUGAUGAUGAUGAAGAGUGGACACCAGCAAAGAUGAUCAAAAGUAUUUUGGAGGAUGUGAUAGAUGCGGUAGUAAACUCCCAUCAUAAAUAUCCCGAGAGUGAUGGUUCUAGUGAACAGGACACAAUAUCUCAAUCAAUUACAAGUGAUGGAAAUAUUCCUGAGUUAACUAGACAUCCAUUCCAUUCUCAUAUGCUUUUGUAUAUGCAGGUUGUUGACAGUGGACAGUGCCUAAAUGGUUUGUUGUUAAUUCGUAAUAUUAUUGAAGCGCAGCCUAAAAAUUCCCUCUUGGCCCUUGCAUCAACAAGCAUUAAUACAUUGCAGUCAACAUCACCAUUGAUAAUAUUAUUGGCAAGACAUCGUCGCUCUGUUUUUGGCGAUGGAUUUGAUGGUGGAAAUGUGACUGAUAUGGUGAGUCAAUUUCGGUCUACUAUGUAUCUGCAAGUAGUAAUCACUGUGUGCCUUUAUUACCUGCGCUCAUACUACCCAUGCCUUCCACACUUGCGACUAAGAGAUGAACACUUGCAAGAUAACCAGGAAGUCCAGGUAGCAUCAGCAGAAGUUCUCAUUCUUAUUUUCACUCACUUGUCCCCUUUAGUGACUGAUUCACCUCGUGGUUUUACACCAUAUAUCACUGAUUUGCUAAGUAAGUGUAAAGUGCAGAAAUGUGUGCUGCAUUGCUUACUUUCCACUGUACAUGCAAUGACCUCCACUGGAGCAGCAGUAUCUUCAGAACAAAAACUAUGUGUAAACCAGGAGACACGUACCUUCACAGAAGAAGUUCUUGAUUAUAACUGUGGCUACCCAGGCCAGUCGGGUACCAUUCCACAUCAAGAAACCUAUUUAGCCAGAAUCAUUGACCUUACUCUUGCUUUAGUUCGCCUAGAAGAUACCCUGGCAACUGACCGUGCUGAUAGCGGAGGGAUCCGUGAUCCACCAAGUGUUAGUAUGAAAUAUUCCGGAUUCAGUGCUACCAAAUAUCAACCAGGACAACCAAUUCCAGCACAACCUAUGUUUAUGGAGGUGCUGACUGUUGCUCUGAAACAGCAUCAUUUACGCCACCUUCAUGGAUCAUGGCUACAUUUGUUUACAGCUGCAUUACCUCAUAUGGGUCCAUCACUGCCUAAUAACAGCCUACGUGUAACAUAUUUAGUAUGUGAACUACUGGAGUGCAUGGCUCAUUACUACUUUCCUGGUGCUCCAUCUCCACAGGCACCUCCAGACUACACACUGACUUUGCUGCAGUGUCUUACUAUGACAGUUCAUUACUGUCUCCUAGACCCAACACAGUCACCAGCAUUUGGGUCUUCUUCAUCUACUUCAACAUCAGUUGUGUCUCCAACAAGUCAGAGUGCUGGACAGAUCUUGUAUAACCUUCUUCACGUCUUCUCCCCUGUAGGGGAAAUAAUGGAUGCACCUGUUGAUAGCAGUGGCUUGGAUCCACCAGCUUGUGCCCGCCACACAAUUCUCUGCCACUUGCCUCGAAUUAUUUCUUCAUUACUUUCCCUCUGGGCUGCAACAGGAGAUGAUCAGGAGUCGGCCUUCGUGUUGGGUAGUAGACGAGGAGUUAGACAGCAAAUAGUGGAACUUCUCUCACCAAUUUGCCAUCAUCAAACCCCACAUCUCCUGGCAGCUGUCAGUGUGGUGUGGCAGGGCAUUGGAAUAGCUGCAACAGAAGCUUCCAUUUCUCCCAGUAAUAAUGGCAACAACACUCAUAAUAAACAAAGUGGAGUUGGUGGUCUUCUGUGGAGUGGGUGCCCUCAGCAGCUGGCACUGGUGGAAAUGAUGGCAUUACUGCGAGUGCUGCCAUUGCACACAUUAGUAGCAACAGUCAAGCAAGUGGUUAAACAACCACCCAUUGUUGAUGGAUCAAAACAGACUCUACCUCUGGAAGUGAGUGUGCUACAGGUGUUCUAUGUGUAUGUCCAGCAGUGCCCUGGCUCCCAGCUUGGUGAGUGCUGGGGAUCACUGCUCACUAUGGUUAAGGAAGGAACAUUGUCUCUCACUCCUCCAGCACAGCUUCUUCUGCUUGCUACUCUUAAUGAGUUUGUUCAACGAGCUUCAUUGCCACAAGAGAAGAAGGAUAUAAAGGAGCUUCAGGAAGUAUCAAGUAAGUUACUGGAGUCAUGCAGUAACAUUGCUGGGUCUGGUCUUGAGCCCACCACCUGGUUAAGGAGAAACCUCACUGUGAAAGCAGAGAGCUUCCUAGAGAAAAAGGAUGGUGUAAAUGAUCCAUCGGUAUACAGUGUGGCAGCACUCAGCGUCCUUGCAGAGCUGUUAGCACCACUUUUAGAUGUUUUGUAUGUCAGUGAAGAGAAGGAUAAAGUUGUACCUCUUCUCACCAACAUAAUGGCCCAUGUUGUUCCAUAUUUACGGAACCAUACGCGCAAUAAUAUGCCAGCCUUUGCGGCAUGCUCUCAGCUCCUAUCGUCACUUUCUGGGUACCAAUAUACUGUACGAGCUUGGCGCAGAGAUGUUAUAGACCUUCUGCUAGAUUCACAAGCCUUCAUGAUGCUUCCCCCCAUACUUACAUACUGGCGAACUAUUGUUGAUUACCUUUGUACACAUGAUAAAAGUGUCUUUAAAGAGCUGUUGAGUAGAGUCUCCAUGUCUCAAGGAGGAUCACUAAAUCUUUUCUCAAGCAAAGAAUCUGAAUAUGAGACUCGUGCUGAUCUCUUAAAAAGAUUGGCAUUUACAAUUUUCUGCUCGGAGACAGAUCAGUACAUGCGUCACAUCCCAGAUAUUCAAGAACGUUUGGCAGAGGUGACCCGUUUAGGACAAGUUGUUCCAUCUCUGGUGGCCCAAGUUCUCCUGUGCUUCCGUGUAUUGUUAUUAAGGCUCUCACCUCGUGGAGUAACAUCUCUCUGGCCUGUUAUUAUAACAGAACUGGUACAAGUUUUUCUCAUGAUGGAACAAGAGUUAGCAACAGAUACAGAACAAUUCAGCAAGAAGGGGGGCAGCUCUCAUCUGAAGCGGCUUUCUACCUUGGAUUCAUCUUGGGUAUUUAGCUCUCAGAACGGUCUAAAUGCACACAACCACCCAGCCUGGCUCACCCUCUAUUUGUCAGCAUGCAAACUCUUGGAUCUCAUGCUGGCUCUUCCUGCACAGCAUUUACCACAGUUCCAAAUGUAUCGUUGGGCAUUUGUUGGUCCAAUUCCAACCUCAGACAUUGAGGAAAAGACUGAAGGAGCCGGAAGUAUUCUCCUAAAGAGCUGCGAUUUUGUGCCUCAUAUUGCUCGUAUUGCCAAGCUCAUGGCAGACAAGACUGGAAAUAAGAACACCAGAACUCUGGAUCACCAUCCUGGCCAGCUAAUGCUUACAGUAUCCAGCAUCUCAACACUUGUGGAUUUGCAGCCAUUUUUCAAUACUCUUGUGUUGCCAACCUUCACCCCUGCGGCAGCCACAAUGGGACAGGCUACUAGUGGAAGCCAUAUUCCUUUUUCUUCCUCCGUGUCAUCAUCUGGCUCGGGCCAAACUGCUGCAACUUCAUUAUCAUCCUCAAAUUUUGCUCACAUUGAAGCAGUCAUUGAAAGGGAUUUCUUAGAACCACUUCCUUCAUAACAGGUUCAUAGGUAAUUUAUAUACAAUUUCUUGCGAGAAAAUCCACAGGAGCUGUGAAGAAGAUUCGAGCUUAUGCACUGGGUAUUCCCAGACACACACUCUAAAACGACUAUGCUAUGACUGUCAUGUCGUAGUCAUUUAGAGCAUGCAUCUGGGAAUACCCAGAACGUAGGUUCGAAUCCUCAUCACGGCUUCUGUGGAUUUUCUCACUGAUAUAUCACGAUGUGAUUUCUCUGUGUAUAUAAAUUCUUACACUAUAUUUCUUGUGAUUUUAUUAGUUUAUUGAGUAAUUUCUCAUGAGUUUAAUGGACAAUAAAAGGGGUACAUGUUUAGGUUUUGACUAUCUAGGCUCCAUUCAACUAUAAUUCUCUAGGUGAAGGCAUAUUUUGAGCAUGUAGAGUUGAUAAAAUGUAAAUGAUAGAUGGUGUUAACAAAAAAAAUAAAUAUAAAUGCAAGUAUACAUUGAAUAUUUCUUAAAUGUGAAUAUAAGACUAAUGUAUUUGUAUUGGAAUAAAAAAACAUUGCUUAUUUUAUUUAAUCUUCUCUGUUUAAAUUUAUUCACACUGCAUUAAAUCCAGUAAGAUAUUGUUUUUCCUCCAAUAGCUUUGACAAUAUGGUAUAGAGGAAGCACUUUGUAGCCUUUUAAUAUGUUUUUUACUCUUGGCAGAAGGGAUAUCUAACUACCCCUUCUUAUAUAUAGCUCUUCCAAUGCCUUCAGAUUGGGCAGCUUGUGCUUGUAAACUGUUUUAUUUAGUUUAUACUACAAAUGUUCAGUCAUAUUGAGAUCUGGAGAUUACGAUGGCCAGUCAAUAAUGUAAUUUUUUUUUUUUUUGCUCCUUUGGUCAUAUGGCAUUAGAUUUGGAGGUUUGGGUGUUUAUCUUACUUAAAUAUUCAUUGGUGACCAAGCUUACCUUGGCAAAGGGAUGCAUCUUUUUGCCCCUGUUUAAUAUUCCAAUAUUCUGCACUGUACUUGGAAUAUAUUUGUUGCUCAGUUUUAAUAAGAACACCAGGACCACAGGAUGUGAAGGUGCUGCUCCAAAGCCAAACAGGCUUAUUUUGUUCUAUACCUCACAGAAAAAAUGACAUUAUUUACUUACAGGAACAUGGUUUCAUAUAUUUAUGCAGCAAAUAUUGAAUGUAGACUUGCAUUUGUUUUUGUUAAACACAAUUUCCUUUACAUUGUAUUAAGGGUAUGAAUUAAAGCCAACAUCUUAUAUGGAUACAAGUAUGAAAAAUGAUAACAUAAUGCCCUUAUUCUUGAUGAGCAUCACAAUACAUGCUAGGUAUAAUGACUUGCUAUAGUUCAGAAUGGGGUUUCAAAAGACAAUAUAAUAUAAAUUUGUUUUGUGAACUUUUUUCUAGAAGGAAAUACAAUAGGGAAAUGAUAAAUUAUUCCAAUAAUUAUAUUUCUGAAUUCAGUGUAAAUGAGAUAUUUUUUAUAUUGAAUGUAUGUUAAGGUUUAUCACAUGUAAUACAUCUCAUUAUAUAUAUUUGUGUUUUAUAAAAUAUUUUUUUGUUAUACCUCAUGUUAUAUGCAAGGCUAAAUAUGGUUCAGUUGAAGAAGUAGAUGGAGAUUUGCAUUUCUCUCAGACUGAAAGAGAAAAUGUUUAAUGAUAUUGCCUGAUGCAUUCUUUAAAUGGUAUUAUGGACUGCUUUAAGAUAAUGUAGACAGGGCAUUUGCAUGAUUUUAAAGGGAUAAUGUUAUGUCAUGGUUUUUAUUAGAACACUUAUUUAGUACUUAAGUGAGUUUGGGUGGCGCAGUGGAUGAUGUGUGCGUCACUUCGUCAAUUGAUUGAAUUCCAGUGGGUAUAGUUAGUAACUUCUUGAGGGUCCUUGAUAAGCCUAACAAGCUUAGUGUUCCUAAUAAUGGGAACGAAACCAAAAUGUGUAGGUUACAUUAAAGAUGAUUACUGUAUAUACUGUAUUAUGAAAGAAAAGUCCUAACUUUG
Procambarus clarkii (red swamp crayfish) is the source of this 10017-nucleotide messenger RNA. Its product is annotated as protein DOP1A. Gene Ontology annotation, cellular component: trans-Golgi network; endosome. Gene Ontology annotation, biological process: Golgi to endosome transport. Lineage: Eukaryota; Metazoa; Arthropoda; Malacostraca; Decapoda; Cambaridae. The record is from RefSeq and is a predicted model, not a curated record.